This is a messenger RNA of Owenia fusiformis, 1084 nucleotides long. Lineage: Eukaryota; Metazoa; Annelida; Polychaeta; Sabellida; Oweniidae. The record is from the annotation of a GenBank genome assembly.
ACUGCGCAAGUGCGUAAACUACAUCCGCCGGCUGGUCGAAAGAGCCUCUCUCGAUUUUUGGAUAUUUAGCAGCCAAAAACUAAUCAAAAUGGAUCCACAGACAUUUCUAGACAUUUCUACAAAAGUCUUGAAGUUAAAGAUGUUUCCGUAUUUCCACAUCGCUCACUACUCUUUGAUGUGCAUCAUGGUUAGAGAGGACAAUCAUCCCCCUUCACCAGGAUCACAAAGAUCACCAGAGUUUUCCAGGAAACAUCCUUUAGCCAGCUGGAUGGCCAGUAUGCUCAUGUGCUUCGGGGGAGGGAUCAUCGGCAAUUUACUUUUCGGCGAGUUUCCUUUAGCACCAUUCAAAAGCCAUGAAAAUGUAAUAAUAGCUUCAGCAACUUGGUAUUUAAUCAACUAUUCCCCAUUUGACGUAGUGUACAAGCUAGCAACAAUGCUCCCAAUCAGGAUAACACUGUGGGUCAUGAAGGAGAUUGAGAGAGGGAAAAAAGUAUAUGACGGAGUAGCAUAUGUCGCCAAGUUAUAUCCAGAUGCGUACCUCCUCAUGGCAUUUAUGGGAACAAUAAAAGCCGGGGGAUCCAAUCUGAUGAUUCCGUUCCAGCGGGCAGUGAGGGGCAUAUGGUUGCCUCAACUGAACGAAUUUCUAAGACCUUCAUAUGUGAUCAAAGCCUCUCUAGGUGGUGCUAUCAUCUUUAUCCUGGAGAGAACACAGAUCCUUGUUGCGCCCCAUGCUGUCAUCUACUUCGGUGUCGUCAUCUUCUUCAUCUACUUCCGAUUGUCAGCCAUCUUGCUCGGAAUAAGCGAUCCAUUCGUACCAUUUGAGAACUUGUUCUCAGCGAUAUUUUUCGGUGGAAUGUGGGAUGCGUUGAAGAAGGCAGUCGAGAAAGAGAAGCGAACUGAGAAUGGAGCGACACCUGGUGAGAUAAAAAGCAAGGAAGAGAAGAAACGGGACUAAACACAAAUAAGACUCGAGCAGAAGCAAUUGUAAUGGAGAAACGAAUCCUCAGUUAGUUGUCCCUGCUGAUUUAUCUAUUCUCCAAGGGAACUUUCGAACAUGCAAGAAACUGAAUCAGGUAGAGAUAAG